Messenger RNA from Varroa destructor (honeybee mite), 978 nucleotides. RefSeq names its product Cytochrome c oxidase assembly factor 7 (gene Coa7). The record is from RefSeq and is a predicted model, not a curated record. Gene Ontology annotation, molecular function: protein binding. Lineage: Eukaryota; Metazoa; Arthropoda; Arachnida; Mesostigmata; Varroidae. Gene Ontology annotation, cellular component: mitochondrial intermembrane space.
GCGCGAUUUGCUUCGAGCCAUUUAGCAUAAUGAAUUAAUGUUAUAGGUAAACGAAUCGUUUCGCUUGAGUUUUCAGUACCAUUGUAACAUUAAAAUAAACUUUUACAUUAAGUGAUCUAUGUUAUAGAUCAGGUAAAUAAAGAGAUACAUAGAGGAUCCAUAUACCCAUCAAACUGUGCCAUUAUGCCUUAUAACAUGAAAGACGAGGAAGAGGUGAAGCAGUUCUUGGAGAACCUUGGUAUCGAGUACCGGUUUGCGUGUUUAAAAGAGAAAAAACCUGAUGGCUGCCAUUUGCUAGGCGACUACCUGGAGGCGAUUAGAAAGGAUUUCCGAAGGGCCGCCCAAGUGUAUCAGGAUAAUUGUAAUGAGCGGGGUCACGGGCACAGUUGCCAUAAAUUCGGUAACUAUGCGUACUUCGGUAAGGGAACACCUGAAGAUAGGGCGAAAAGUUUCGAAUAUCAGAUAAAAUCAUGCAAUGCGGGCUACCCGAAGGGCUGUGUCAUGGCAGGCCUUCACUUGACAGCAGAAAAAGGAUCCGGGGUUCCGCAAGACAUUGAGAAAGGUAUUUCGCUUUUAAAACGAGCGUGUGACAUGGGCAGUCAUGACGGUUGCCACCAAGCCUCUGGAAUUUGCCUGACAGGAAGAGGAGUGGUAGCACAAAAUAUGAAGGAGGCCUUCGAACUUGCAGUCAAAGGUUGUGACCUCGGUAAUAUUUAUAGCUGUCACAAUGUGGCACUUAUGUAUGAAAGAGGAACAGGAGUCGAAAAAGACAAAGUAAAGGCUGAACAAUAUAGGAGCAAGGUUGUUGAUUACAAGGAACAGUGUAAAUCAAACUAUACCCUAAAAAUGGAAGAAGGCAUCGAUUAAACGUGAGCAUCAAAGGAAAUGAUGUGAGAAUAAUGUAAUGUUAUACAUGUAUAACUGUAGUCAACAGAUUGAUUAAAUAAAUAAAAAUCCAAGUGUAGUUAUAUUAUUUUA